Molecule: messenger RNA, 846 nt
Organism: Mesitornis unicolor (brown roatelo)
Lineage: Eukaryota; Metazoa; Chordata; Aves; Mesitornithiformes; Mesitornithidae
Product: neurofilament medium polypeptide
Exons: 3
Biological process (GO): neurofilament bundle assembly
Cellular component (GO): intermediate filament; postsynaptic intermediate filament cytoskeleton; cytoplasm
Molecular function (GO): structural constituent of cytoskeleton
Source: RefSeq, a predicted model, not a curated record
AUGGAGGAGGCCUCGCUGAUGCGGGCGGAGCUGGACAAGAAGGUGCAGUCGCUGCAGGACGAGGUGGCCUUCCUGCGGGGCAACCACGAGGAGGAGGUGGCCGAGCUGCUGGCGCAGCUGCAGGCGUCCCACGCCACGGUGGAGAGGAAGGACUACCUGAAGACCGACCUCACCACGGCGCUGAAGGAGAUCCGCGCCCAGCUGGAGUGCCAGUCCGACCACAACAUGCACCAGGCCGAGGAGUGGUUCAAGUGCCGCUACGCCAAGCUGACGGAGGCUGCCGAGCAGAACAAGGAGGCCAUCCGCUCCGCCAAGGAGGAGAUCGCCGAGUACCGCCGGCAGCUGCAGUCCAAGAGCAUCGAGCUGGAGUCGGUGCGCGGCACCAAGGAGUCGCUGGAGCGGCAGCUCAGUGACAUCGAGGAGCGCCACAACAACGACCUCAGCACCUAUCAGGACACGAUUCAUCAGCUGGAGAAUGAGCUCAGAGGAACAAAGUGGGAAAUGGCACGUCACUUGAGGGAAUACCAGGACCUCCUCAAUGUCAAGAUGGCCCUGGAUAUCGAAAUUGCUGCGUACAGGAAGCUACUGGAGGGUGAAGAGACAAGAUUCAGUGCCUUCUCUGGAAGCAUUACUGGACCCAUCUUCACACACAGACAACCAUCUGUCACAAUAGCAUCCACUAAAAUCCAGAAAACAAAAAUUGAACCCCCAAAGCUGAAGGUGCAGCACAAGUUUGUAGAAGAAAUCAUUGAAGAGACCAAGGUGGAGGAUGAAAAGUCUGAAAUGGAAGAUGCCCUAGCAGCUAUUGCAGAAGAAAUGGCAGCCAAGGCCCAGGAGGAAGAACAG